CCUCCCCCCCGCCUCACGCCAUCCUUUCCGCCAGAGGUUACAAACCAGCCGGGAUUACCCUCGCAAAUAUGGGCUUCUGUGCGCACUGCACCGGCCCGUUAGCAGAGUGAGGUUUUUAUUACAGUUUAUCAGCUGGAAAACGAAGAAGGUGUUCGAGGUGUUCUUGUCCUGGUUCUGGAGGUGGUCGGACGGGACAGCGGAGCAUCGACCCAGGCUUCCCCCCCCCCCACCCCCACCAUCCCGGCGAUGCUGCCCUGCCUGCGGAGAGUCCUGCGGCCCGCCCUCUCUCUGAGAGCCGGGACCGGGUUGGCCGCAGCCGGACUCGGCGAGCCCCGCACGCCCGGCUCGGCGUCUCCUCCGCGGUUCAUGCUGGAGCAGCAGCGGUGUGCGCUGGGCACGCAUCCGCUGAACGAGACCGUGGAGCCCCUCAACUCGCCCCGGGGUGCCAAGGAGUUUAUCUACGCCCUCCAUCCGUCCGAGCGCACCUGUCUGCUGCGAGAACUGCACAAGUUCGAGUCCAUUGCCAUCGCUCAAGGGCAGGUGGAGGUGGCCCCACCUACUUCAGCAGAGUUAAAAUAUGUUCUGCUGCACAAUGCCAUCCCAUUCGUGGGGUUUGGAUUCCUGGACAACUGCAUCAUGAUUGUUGCUGGAACACACAUCGAGUUAUCCAUCGGCGUAGUCCUCGGCAUAUCGACCAUGGCCGCUGCUGCCCUCGGAAACCUGGUGUCGGAUCUGGCUGGACUUGGGCUGGCCGGUUAUGUGGAAGCUUUAGCGUAUCGGCUGGGAAUGCAGAUCCCCGACUUAAGCCCCAAGCAGGCUGACAUGUGGCAGACCAGAGUCAGCGCUCACGCAGGCAAAGCCAUCGGCGUCGCCAUCGGCUGUAUCCUCGGAAUGUUUCCUCUUUUCUUCUUAAACGAUGAUGAUGAGAAGAAAAAAGCCCAGAAAGAGGCAAAGGAGAAAGCACAAGCAACACUUGAUCCAACGGAAAGCGGCAAAAACUGAACUCUAUUUGAAGUCCAUCAGAAUACUUUGAACUGGGGCUGAUUGUGCUUGUCUGGACUGGAGAGUCUGGGAAUGUAAUUGAACCCGUUACAGUCUAAUCAUCGUCGGAUGGCCCAGUCGAACUUUAAAGGUAUUCGGAGGAAGGUUUUAGAUAUUAUUUGACUUAAGCACAGACACCUGAACAUCUCUGGAAGAGACAGUAAAUGAAUGCUGCCACUCCAGCUCUUUCACAUUGUGAUACAAGCAUCCAAUUUGGUAGAAAAUCUCAAGACCUAUAUUUUUUUAAAUGUCCGGUAUCCGCAAUGGAUGAACAAUAUGGCUGCCAUUUUCCCAGAUGGCCACCAGCAAAGGCUGUUGCAUACCUGAACUGUGAUUGGCUUAUCCAGUUUGAUUAUCUCUGUAUCAAAAUAUGGUUUUCUCAGUAGGAGAAAUCCAAUUUUGCACUUAGAAAGUCCAAAUUGUCCAACAAAAUUGAGAUAUAAUGCAAUUAAUUACAAAAAUAGUGAUAAUGAGUCAAUCAUCAUCAUUGCAGGCACUUGAGGCCAAAGCGAUUUGCAUCUUUCACGGCCUUCAGUCUCAGUCCACAUUUUGCCAGUUGAGGACGUGUCUUCCACACCACAUGCCCAAUUUCACCUUCUUGGCCUCCCCAGUUGGCAGGGCUCUCUCUAUGCAUUUCACACACAGUUGCUUGGCCCCAGACAGCUUGGUAAGUGGCACGCUUCACGUGUUGCACAAGGCAUGACCUUAUGUGUGGAAUGGCUUCAUAGGACUCCUGCUUCUGAGAAAAUAGGUGGUUUUGCCUCAUCAGCCCCAUUAGCAAUGCUGGUCUUGUUCUUCAGCGUUAUCUGUAACUGGUGGGAAUCGGCUGAGCUUCUGGAAGACACGAGACACUCCAGGCAACACUUCCCAGGUUUGCUAUGCAGUCUUUUUGCCUUUAAUACAAUAUUUAAUACAACAUCACAGCAACAACGUGAGGGCCAAUAUGCACCAUGUCAUGAACUGGUAACCACCUUAUGGACUUGACCAAAUUCAAUCCACAGAUCAUCUUGCAGAGUCUCAAAAUCACUGACUGCAAGAACAAGUAAGUCGGCAUCACCCUCCUUGAUCACUACAGGAAGGUUCUGCUGACAGCCUCUUCGUGGUUGCAAGGUCCUAAGCCUUCCAGACCGGUUUGUUCCAAAGCGUGUUCCCAUUUGGUCACAAUUGCAACACUUUCCAGACAGAAACUUAAAAAGCUCAGUCUUGUUGUCAUUAUCUCACAGAAACGUCUGCUGUUAGGUGGUACUUUAGUUCCGUCCGUCACUCUACGUCUGCCUCGUUUUGAUCUUGUUUUUCCAGUAGACGUCAAACACAAUUUCUCUCCUGCUGUUCAUAUCCGAAUAAGCUUGUAUCUCUGGAACAACAUUGUGGACAGCAUAUUCUUCAAAUGUUUUUGAUAUCUCAGGGGACAACCAGCGUUUGCUUGGUAGGACACUAGAUGUGCCAUGAUAUGGAGGGCUGAUAUUGUUCUGCAAAUUCGGACAAAAUUGCGUCAAAAUACUUUGAUACUAAACGUUUCCCAGAUCAGGACCUGGUUACCGGGGGUUUCUGAAUGAGUCGUCUUUAGGCAUUAUUCAUGCCAAUGUGGUGCUUGUAUCACCAAGUGAACGGUUCUCAUGGAAUAUUGACUUCUGCUGGAUUAUGUCUGAUCAACACGAGCCAAAACUUAUCCUUAAUUUAUCCGUAACACAGGGGCCUCUUUCUCCCCUCUGCACCGAGUUUGUUGAAUAUAUAUAAUUGUCUUGAGUCCAGAUGGUUAAACAGCAGCAGAUGAGGGUAAUAAACAACAAUCUGUGGUAGCAAAGCAAGAGGAAAAAAACCCCUUCAGAAAUCAUUCAUAACAACAUAUUGAACGUGGCAUUUGGACGUUGAAGGUUUUCUCAUUGAUCUCAGAAAUCCUGGUAAUUAAUGGAAGACUACUGAAGGGGAAAUCCAAUAACUCGAUUCAGCAAUCUAACACAAAUUCCUAGUCCGUUUCUGGGUGUGUUGAGGCGGGAAAGGGAUGGUUCCUUUUGCAAACUAAGACGCAGUCGACAACAAGCACAUUUUCCUUCAGCACAAAGCAUGUCCGCCUUUCAAUGAUUUCAAAGUCCCCACAUGCCAUUCUCAUUCACACUCCAUGACAACCAUUCAGCCACUGAGAAUGCAGAUAAAUAACAUGGCUAGUGGCUUAUUUACAUUACUUUGAACUGAUGCUGAAUGUGACAGUCGAAGAGCGCGUUACCGAGUAGUUUGUUACUUUCAUUUCUGGAGAGUUGAGCGGCAAGGAGAGACUUCCAAAGAGAGGAAGCAACAGGAAGUACCUGCGGCACAAAGAUGAGCAAUAGGAACCACCGGAGACCUCUGCCCCAGUGGCACUGAUGCUCUGGUACCAUGGUACUAUUUAUCUUCUCGCCAAGCUGCAGGUGAACGACAACCCAAGCAGGCCUCAAGUCCAGUUUCUGUUCUGCAGCCCAAUGGGUAGUUUUAAUUUGACUUGACAGUUGAUUAGAUGAUGCAUUUUAUUACAUAAUGCUUGCUUUCAAAAACAAAUACUAUAUUGCAUAUAUAUUGUCUCUGCUCUGCUGCCCUCUGCUGGUUGAAAUUCAGUGGAAGUGUUCAUCAGUCUUUUGCUUUUCCUCUUUGGUAUUCAAGCCCCUUGUUAUUGCUCUACGAUAAGUGUUCUUAAUCAUUGUUUGUGAGCUUCUUUUUUUGGCAAACAAAUAAUCUGCAAUCACCCAAGUCGAUCCAUUCUUUCCAUCGAAGUAGUAUUUAAUUAAUUGAGGGUGGUUGUUUAUAGCGUUGAUUCUGAUUUGAAGUUGAAAUGAAAGGAAGCAGCCACGUGUUUCUGAAUGAAAUUUUCUUGCAGAAAAAGUAUUUAUUUUUGUUAUUAUAUACAGACUUGUCUUCACUGUAUAUUCUCUUGAUCCCAAAGAAGAAUGAAGAAUAGAAAAUAUUUGGGAAAACUUGGAAAACGACUUUGACUGAACCUGUGCUAGAAAUGCUCUUACCCCUAUAAGAUCGAACAAUUGAACCGCUUCAACAUGUUAAUGUAGUUAGGAUUUUUGAUCGGAUUGCGUGAUUUCCACCUUGCAUGCAAUGCUAAUGAAAUAAACCUUAUUGUACAUGUUUACUGUUUAGGAAUCAUGAAAAAAACAAUGAUUGGAUGCAAAGCACUACAAAUGGUAACAAAACGGGUAACUUGAUUAACUUUCAUUUAAAAAUGUAUUUACCCCUGUGAUAAAAAAGGAAAGUAUUUUAUGGUUAUAUAAAUAGUUACAAAGCCAUUGUUGAAAAGAGGGCAAUUAAAACAUUUUGUUUUUGUGUA
Pungitius pungitius (ninespine stickleback) is the source of this 4348-nucleotide messenger RNA. RefSeq names its product transmembrane protein 65-like. The record is from RefSeq and is a predicted model, not a curated record. The coding region runs from base 247 to 1002 and encodes 251 amino acids. Gene Ontology annotation, cellular component: mitochondrion. The transcript has 8 exons. Gene Ontology annotation, biological process: cardiac ventricle development; regulation of cardiac conduction. NCBI's taxonomy places the organism in Eukaryota, Metazoa, Chordata, Actinopteri, Perciformes, Gasterosteidae.